Protopterus annectens (West African lungfish) is the source of this 525-nucleotide messenger RNA. RefSeq names its product gamma-taxilin-like. The record is from RefSeq and is a predicted model, not a curated record. NCBI's taxonomy places the organism in Eukaryota, Metazoa, Chordata, Ceratodontiformes, Protopteridae. Gene Ontology annotation, biological process: regulation of cell cycle. Gene Ontology annotation, molecular function: syntaxin binding. The transcript has 4 exons. The coding region runs from base 46 to 525 and encodes 159 amino acids.
UUCCCGCACAGACCUACUUGGCAAUCAUUUUGCUUUCGUCACAACAUGGCGACUCAAGUACGGGAUAGUGUUGGAGCGGCUAGUCUCAACUUACAUAUCGGUAGUACUGAGCAGCAGUUUGAAAACGCAGUGAUGGAAGCAACUGAUGUAUGUGGUAUGGGUAGAAGUUCUGCUGCGAGAGACUGCAUUGAACCAGAUAGUCUGUUCCAGGACUCUGAUUGUAAUCUUAUAGGUGAUGCAGUGGCACAAGAUGAUGAGCAUUGUGGAGCAGCGAACAAGGUGCUAGAGGACACUAUAUGCUGUGCCAAAGAGUGUAGAGGAGAGACUCCAGGUAGAGAAGAUACCCGGAUAGAUCCACCUGAUGGAGAGCAAGAUGCAACAAUUGAGAAGAACAAAGAAAAAACUUUAGGAAAAGAAGUGUUAUUGCUGAUGCAAGCUCUGAACACACUGUCUACUCCAGAAGAAAAACUAGCAGCACUUUGCAAAAAAUAUGCUGAUCUGGUAAGAGUUUAUCUUAAAAGGUGA